Messenger RNA from Lates calcarifer (barramundi perch), 4779 nucleotides. RefSeq names its product regulator of G protein signaling 22. NCBI's taxonomy places the organism in Eukaryota, Metazoa, Chordata, Actinopteri, Centropomidae. The coding region runs from base 305 to 3409 and encodes 1034 amino acids. Gene Ontology annotation, biological process: regulation of signal transduction. The record is from RefSeq and is a predicted model, not a curated record. Gene Ontology annotation, molecular function: G-protein alpha-subunit binding. The transcript is spliced from 17 exons.
UGUUGCUUCAGUGGGACCCAAACCUGUGUAUCCGGAGAAGGAAAAACACCUCAAGUCGAAGCACGCUGUCAGCCCCGCAACAGCGUUGUUCCUCCCAAUAUGACAAAGAAAAUUACAAUCCAUUGAAGGUCCUAACAUGCUCACACUCUCUGGAGAAUAUUUCAGCAAAACAAGGUACAUACCUGAAAUGUUUUUACUUGUACAUCUGUGUCUGUGUAUUGUUUAUGUGUGCAGCCUGAAAUCUAGUUAUGAAAGCUAAGGAUUCCUCUGUUGUCUUUCUCCUUCUUGUUCAGGGUCUGUGACGAUGUACAACUUUACAUAUCUGCCCUCUGGCCAGACGGAACAUGCCAAUACAAAAUGCAGUGAAUCAUCCAGAUGUUUCUCCACUUGUUCUGAGCCAGAGAACCCAUGUACCUUUUCCACUUUGUCCUCCUCCUGUUCUUCCUCAUUUAACCUUAAAUGUGAGAAAACACAGGAACUCCAGAGCCCAGAAAUAGGGUUGGCCCCCCGCUGUGCACAGCCAUCAGCUGGCACCUCGGAGGUGCAAUAUCUCAAAAUGUCCACUAGCCAGAAGUUUGAGUCUUCUGAACUACAGCUGGAGUACCUGGCUGCCAGAGUGGUUAAACAGGUGCUUAACAGUGCCCUGCACGUAAUGGAUAAUCACAGCCAGGAAAACAUUUCUGACUGUUUCAGCAAGUCAGGAGGCCAGACAAACUGCACCAGCACAGAGAGAUCCUGUGAAUGUAAUGUUUGCCAACAUUCAGCUAAUGGAGACAGACAAAGACUGGGGGCAAAGAAAGAGAAAGUUCAAGAUGGCAAGAGGGGGAGUGGAGUGGAGCAGAAGACAGGAUGGGAUACGAAGAAUAGGGAGGUGGGGAGUAGGGGCACAGACCAGGAAAAUGUCCCUAUUUGUUGCCAUGGUACCUGUUUCCAGGACAAUAGACCAGGCUUGGAUGAGUUCAAGGAGUUUUUGCGAGGAACACCAGGAGAAAAGAUAGUUAAUCUCUGGAUGGAUGUAGAAAAACUGAAGGCUAUACAGGACAGAGAGCGGAAGAAGAGUUCCAGGUUCUUGGUCCUGAUGAGGAGCAGGUACCUGCUGAGCAGCAGUCACAGCAGUCUGAAGGCAGAGCUGCUCUCCAGGCUGGGGCUGACGACCUCCCCCUGCUGGACAGAAGAGAAGCUGUGCUCAGUUCAGCCGUGCCUCACUGAGGCUCUGCUCUACUACUGGGCUCCGAGGUUCUGGAAGUCUCAGUGUGUUUGGGAACAUCGAGUUGACCCCUCUAAUACUGGGCUGGGGACAGAACGAUGGAGUAGCAGACAACUCCACCAUGACUCUUUGACCCUGCCUCCCCUCUACCCCGAUACCUGCUUGUCCCAGUCUUCCCAUUCUGUCCAUUCACAGUUAUACUCUGGCAGAAAUCUGUUACUGGGAAACAGAGGAAUGCAAAAGAUGUUACAGGCUCUCUGUGUUGACUCACGUGCUGGCUUGUACUUCACACACUUCUGCGUACAAUCUGGAAACCAGCUGUGGGCGAAUGCUGUUUACCUCUGGACUGACCUGCAGCACUACCAUGAGCUAUUCUACCAGGAUGGGAUGGACCCCUACAGGGUACAGAGAGAGGCACAGCUCCUUUAUUCCACAUAUCUGUACCCUUCUGCCAGGAGGAGCAUUGGUGUGGAUGAGGAGAUCAGAAGGAAGGUAUAUGACAGACUAAUGCCGGCUUUUGAGGAGCUCUUUGACGAGGUUGAGGAGCACAUACUGAACAUCCUGCUGCAGCCAUGGACACUACUGCUCAGCCGGGACAAAGAGUCCUUCCAGAAGGUGUCUGUGCAGGAGGAGGUCCACAGGGUUGAAAGUCAGGAGUACAGGGAACUCCAGAAUGUGUACAAGGAAUCCGAACGCCGACUUAAACAGGUGCAGCAGUCUGAGUCCAUGCUAUCCCUCUCUCCUACUGCUUCUUCUACUACCUUCUCAAAGGUUCCCAGAGUGCCUGAGUCUUGGUCCAGAGUGUCUCCAAAUUACCAAGGUUACCGUCUAGGUUCCUUACUUCGUCACCGCCAUGAGAUCGGGCAUUUUAUGUCUUUCCUCCAGAAUCAGGAUGCCAGCAUUCAUCUCACAUGUUGGCUGGAUUUGGAGCAGUACAGGAGGACUCCUCAGAAGGACAAGGCUGUUAAACAAGAGAGGUCCUCUCACAUUGUAACCAAAUACCUCAACAGGAAGUACUUCUUUGGCCCUGACAGCCCUGCUUCAACAGAGCAACAGAAUGAUAUAUUGCAUCUGGCAGGUGGACUAGAGCGUCUGAAGCUAGAGUGUCUCUCAAACCUGGUUGCUGUGGAGAUCCAGGACAUUGUCAGGAAUCACAUUGAGAAAACAUGGCUGCCUCAGUUUCUGUCCACGGCUGAGUUCACAGAGCGACAGAAACACCAACCAAAGCCCCAAGCAGCAGAAAGGCUCUCACAGCACAGCUACCAUCGACGCAGGACAAGGAGAGAAGCCUGGAAGGCCGAAGGCUUAUGGAUGAGCUCCUCCAAAGAGAUUCUCCUGUUUCGACAGAUCUUACUCAACCCUGUCACUAGUAUGCAAUUCCAGCACUUUAUCUCCCUGAAGGGAGACUUCCUGGAGAAUGACAUGCUCUUUUGGCUGGAGGUCCAGAGGUAUAAGGACCUUUGUCAUUCUCACAGUGAUGAGGCCACUAUCCAGCAGAAGAUCUCCACCAUCAUCAACUGUUUUAUCAACUCGUCCAUGCCCCCCGCCCUGCAGAUAGACAUCCCUCCUGAACAGGCCCAGCACAUUCUGGAGAAACGCCACGAGCUUGGCCCUUACAUUUUCAGAGAAGCACAGAUGUCGGUGUUCAGUGAAUUGCUGAAGUUUUGGCCUGAAUUUCAAGAGCUGAGCAGCAGCGUCCAAGAGGAGCAACUCCUUCCUCUGCUGCAGGAGGAACGAGUCAAACACAGAGCCAGAGUGCGAAGACAGAGGAGGAAAGAGGAAGAGGAGGAGGAGGAGGAUGAGAGGAGGAGAGUCCAAGAAGAGCAGGAGACACAAGAGUCCAGUUUUAGAGAGGAGGAGGAGGAGGAGGAGGAGGAAGAGGACACAGAUGACGAUGACAUGGAUGAUGUAGAAGAACAAAAAGAAGGAAGAAGUGGAAAAAAGCAGAUGAGGAGACAGAGCAAAGUGCUGCUGUCUCCCACACAGCUGCUGUCGUGGUCCUACUCCAAGUACAUGGCAGCUCUGAAGAGAGAGGAGGUGCUGCUGAGGAGAAAGAGUCAGCUGGAAGCCUCGUUCUCCACAGCCUCAGACUCCUCUUCUUACUGCAGUGUCAAAUCAGCAGGCAGUAAACACAGCCACAGGCAGUCACACUGCUCCUCCAGAGCAGACAGUAAAAAGUAUAACAGAUACAAGAGUAUGUGAACAGAGCUUUUUCAGUGGCUCGACACGACGUUUUGCCUCCAAAACAUAAUUCACUUUCAUGCUUUUCUGCAGGAGGUGUAAAGUUUCAUGAAAUGAAAGCAAAAUGUAAGAACUGACUUCACGCAGCUCAGCUUCAACACAGGUGUAUGGGCUCAAAUUAGGGUCAAAAAGAGUUUGAGUUUGUAAAGUUCAUCCAUCCAUUAUCAUUACUGCUUAUCCUUUGAGGGUUGGUGGGGUGGCAGGGAUGAAGCCAAUCCCAGCUGACACCCUAGACACGUCACCAGUCUAUCACAGGACUGGAGACAAACAAUGACUCACAUUCACAUCUACGGGCAGUUUAGAGUCACCAGUUAACCUGCAUGUCUUUGGACUGUGGGAGGAAGGAGAUCCCAGAGAGAACCCAUGCAGGCACAGGGAGAACAUGCAAACUCCACACAGCUUUUUUCUACCUACGUAUAGACUUUCAUGCAGAAAGUCACAGGUUUACGAAGGCUGAUUUACAACUACAAACGCUGGAGUUAUUAGUGAAAAUCACUUAACAAGCUCAAACUCUCACUGACUCUAAUUUGAGUCCAUACAGAUGAGAGUGACUGACACUGUUAUCAGAGCAUGAUGAGCUGCUACUUCUAUCUUGAAGAUGAAGACGUUUAAGGAUGAGUUUACACAUGAUGUAAGAAUAAUUUUUUUCAAAUCCAGCGUAACAAACACCUCCUAACUCUAUCUUCUACUGCUCCUACUGAGUAAAAAACAAAUGUAACUAACUGUACUGUUAUUUAGAUUUCUUUUCUGACAUAGUGCACAAUGACAGAAUAACCCUUUAUAUAAUUUUUAAUAUUUUUUUUAAUUAAAACAUUUCCCCAUUAAUAUCUAUUUAUAUACACUAAAGGCAAUAGACUUAGUUUUUACAUAGACCUUGGUGGUACAACAAUAUAAAAGGCAACAAUAACACGUUGGCAUUAAUGUAAGGUUGCAGGGAACAGUGUUCUUGUCAAACAACUAUGUCACAUCAUCUAAAAAAAACAUUUUGGUUGACAGCUGAUAUCUUUAGCAUCCAUCAACAUGUAUAUAAUAUUGCACUUAACAUUGGCUCCAUGGAAAAUGUAAACACUAAGAGCUUAUUCAGCAGAGUGAAACACUGCAGACAGUUUAGAUAGAAAUGAAACAGAUCUAAGUGACUCCUGUUUGUCGUGUCCUGUGCAUUUCUAUUUGCAACACUGAAGAGGUUUCACACUGAGUGAGCAAGCCCUAAGUUUAAGUUGACACAAAUCUUGUUUUAGUGUUCACUACAGUAUAUGCUCAUUAAAAUGUUCUACCAAAAGAAAUGUCUGAGCUUUUGUGUUUCUGUGAUUAAAACUGAUUGUAAAUCCUCA